This is a messenger RNA of Brassica rapa (field mustard), 1528 nucleotides long. Its product is annotated as double-stranded RNA-binding protein 1. Gene Ontology annotation, biological process: regulation of gene expression; RNA processing. Gene Ontology annotation, cellular component: nucleus. Gene Ontology annotation, molecular function: ribonuclease III activity; double-stranded RNA binding. NCBI's taxonomy places the organism in Eukaryota, Viridiplantae, Streptophyta, Magnoliopsida, Brassicales, Brassicaceae. The record is from RefSeq and is a predicted model, not a curated record.
UUUACGUAUGUGUAACAAAUAUUAUAAUUGAUGAUAAUAUAAUAAUGCAAAAUUACAGCAAAAUUAAAGAUGAUAUAAUUUUACACAACUAUUUUACGUAAUUUGUUUGGUUAAUAUUAGAGUAUAAUAAUUUAGUAAAUUAUUUGUGUAACAAAUAUUAAAAUUGAUGAUAAUAUAAUAAUACAAAACUACCACAAAAUUAAAGAUGAUAUAUAAUUUUACACAACUAUUUUACGUAAUUUGUUUGAUUAAUAUUAGAGUAUAAUAAUUUAGUAAAUAUAAUAUUUUUUUAAUUUAUUAAACUACUUACUCAUGUUUUUUUUUCUUAAUUUUAUUUAGUUUAAACUAUUUAAUUGAGCUUGUAAGAAGAAUUAAAGGGAGGAGGGUUCAAAACAUCUCUCUCUCUCUCGGCUUUUUUAGGAGCAUCACGCGGUGUGCCUCUGUUUCCGACUAGCAUCUCUUCAGCUAACAUUCUGCUCUAGAAUAAUGACGGCGAAUGAAGUUUCCUCUGGUGAAAUUACUCCCCCCCUCCCUUCUUCUUCAUGUCUUUUUACUUUCCAGGUGUUUCCAAUUGCUAUGUGUUCAAGAGCCGGUUGCAGGAAUAUGCUCAGAGAUACAAGCUACCAACGCCUCUCUACGAGACUAUCAAAGAAGGCCCUUCCCACAAACCUCUCUUUCAGUCUACAGUGAUUGUCAAUGAUGUCAGAUACGAUUCCUUGCCUGGAUUCUUCAAUCGUAAAGCUGCUGAGCAAUCAGCUGCCGAGGUUGCUCUCCAGGAAUUAGCAAAAUCCAGUGACCUAACCCAAUCUGUUUCACUGCCUGUUCACGAGAUGGGGCUAUGCAAGAAUCUUCUUCAAGAGUACGCUCAAAAGAUGAACUACGCGAUUCCACUCUAUCAGUGCCAAAGGAGCGAGACUCUCGGGAGAGCUCCACAGUUCACAUGUACUGUGGAGAUCGGAGGCAUUAAGUACACAGGAGCUGCAACAAAGACUAAAAAAGAGGCUGAGAUAAGCGCUGGGAGAACGGCUCUUAUAGCCAUCCAGUCAGAAUCCAAAAUGGACCUUGCCAACAACUACAGCACUCAGCUUACUGUCAUUCCUUGCGAGAAGAAGACAGUAGAGGUAGCAAGUCCGGUGAAAGAAACCAUCAUCAAGACUCCAAAAGCCAGGAGGGCUCAGUUCAAGAAGAAGGCUCGGAAAGGAAAGCUCAAAGUCGCUAAGGAUCUUGAAGACAGUACCAUCCCUCCUCAACCUACAGAGCAUUGUCAAAACCAACAGUUAAAUCUGGAACCUUCUUCGUGCGUGAACGGGUUUAAGGAGGCAGCAUUUGCGAGUGUGGAGACAGAAGCAAGCCAAGCAUAGCUGUCUCAAGACGAGGUCUUUGUGAGUGUAGUUUAUAUAGCCAUUUUGUAAUUUUAAUUGGUGUUGACAUGUUUGAACGCCAUUUUGGUCUUGUUUAGUUAUACAAGAUCAUUGUUUCUUUGUUUUUAGUAUUAAGAUACAUGAAGCUGCUUUGGCCUUGAUCACUA